CGAGCCACAAGUCGUCCGGACCAUCUCACCGCACUCGUCCUCUCUCCACCUCUGCUGUGAUACCACAUCCCUGCGAUGGCACUCGACGAUUACGAUGGAGAUGCCACAGAGCUUAUGGAAACUUAUGACUUUCUCAUGAAGUACAUCAUUAUCGGCGAAGCUGCCACGGGAAAGUCGUGUCUCUUGCACCAAUUCGUGCACAACACAUUCAAGGACCAUUCGCAACAUACCAUCGGCGUCGAGUUCUCCAGCCGGACGAUCCGGCUAGGCGAGAAGCGCAUCAAGUUGCAGUUGUGGGACACGGCGGGGCAGGAGAGGUUUAGAUCUGUCACGCGAAGCUAUUAUCGAGGGGCGGCGGGUGCCAUACUUGUGUAUGACAUUACCAGCCGCGCGUCGUUCCAGAAUCUCUCGAGGUGGCUUGCGGAUGCGCGUGCACUUGCGAGCCCACACCUCGUCACCGUCCUCGGAAGAGGACGCGAAGUAGAAUGGGCAGAGGCGAGCCGGUGGGCGGCUGAGAACAACGUGCAUUUCCUCGAGGCGUCUUCGCUGUCAGGAGAUAAUGUCGAGGCGCCGUUUCUGCUCUGCGCUCAAUCAGGCCAGCUCGACCCGGACAAGGCUGGGAGGCUCGGGCGACUGAGCUUCGGCAGCCUCAGCCACGCCAGGAGGAAGAGCACCGUCAAGCUUAAACUUCCUGGGAUCACCAGCAGGUGUUGCUGACCUAUACCGCCCACCGACAUCACGACUUCUGGCUUGUUGAGCAUCUGGACUACGUAUUUUAUCUCGUUCAACAUCUCACGCUUCGCUCUCGCCACAAUCGACAACGACGCCGCACCAUCUUCCUCAUCUGCAUGCUAGACUACCCGUUCGGUAUACGGAUUCAUUCCUUCGUCUAUGAUUAUUUCUUCCUAAUCCUCGGAUGUAUCUCACUACUUGUAUGAGCUUAGCCAUGGACACUACUGGAUAACCUGUUGUUCGCUUCGCGCCAUUCAGUCCGAUGGAGCGCUAACGUCACAGGUACGUGCACGC
Fomitopsis serialis is the source of this 1026-nucleotide messenger RNA. Its product is annotated as ras-domain-containing protein. Lineage: Eukaryota; Fungi; Basidiomycota; Agaricomycetes; Polyporales; Fomitopsidaceae. Gene Ontology annotation, molecular function: GTPase activity; GTP binding. The transcript has 12 exons. Bases 76 to 717 code for a protein of 213 amino acids. The record is from RefSeq and is a predicted model, not a curated record. Gene Ontology annotation, cellular component: endosome. Gene Ontology annotation, biological process: regulation of endocytosis.